CUUCCUUCAGCAUUGCCUGCUGUAAUUUACAAGGGACAAGUACAAGGCUGGUCCUGUCCUUCCCCUAAAAGCCUCUGGAACCAUCCUUUCUCCAUCAAGCUGCUGGUAUGGCAGUAGCCUAACAUUGUUUCCGGCCACGUGACUUUCAGCUUACAUCCCUGAGGUUCUGCGAAACCACGGAAGGCUGAGAGCUAAAGACCUAAAGGGAGGUACAGAGGCUGUGAGAGGAGAGGCAGCGAAAGUGUCGGAGUGCUGGGCAGGAGGACAGAGAGCUUCUGGCACGGGGGAGAGUAGGAAGCCAAGGGCCACAUCAGAGGUGACACAGGAGGACAGAGAGGCGGAGAAGCAAGACAGAGAGCAGGCACACCAAGAGCACAAAGGAAGCUGAAGAGACCCUGGGAGCCAGCAGCAGCAGCUAUGCCCCACAGCUCUGACAGCAGUGAUUCCAGCAGCUUCAGCCAGUCUCCCCCUCCCAGCAAGCAGGACUCUUCUGAUGACAUGAGGAAAGUCCAAAGGAGGGAGAAGAAUCGCAUUGCUGCCCAGAAGAGCCGCCUGAGGCAGACCCAGAAAGCAGACACACUGCACUUGGAGAGUGAAGACUUAGAGAGACAGAAUGCUGCCCUGCGCAGGGAGAUCAAGCAGCUGACAGAGGAAAUGAAGCACUUCACCUCGAUGCUGAGCUCCCAUGAACCGUUCUGCUCCAUCCUGACAUCCCCUCCACCGCCUCCAGAAGUGCUUUAUGCCACACACUCUUUUCACCAGCCCCACAUCAGCUCCCCACGCUUCCAGCACUGAGCCAGCCAGGAGGACAGCAGCCUGCCAGCUCCACUGAUGGCAAGAAGUAACUUUGUGGGGCUUGCUUUCCCAUCCAAGGGAAGGAAUUGGACAGACAGACCUUCCUUCUUAAAGUAUGUAUUCUGAGGGAUUUGCCUAAGACUUGCUCCCUGUGCAGAAAUGACAGAGCCACCACGAGGCAUCUUUGGACAGUCUCCAGCUUGGAUUCUGGGAGGAAGAGGCAGUCACAAAAGGGCACCAUCCCCCUUCUCUGGUCCUUGUCUGGGGAGACUCACAGGAGUGUGCAGCUCUGGCAGCCUCCAUAAGAGCAGCUGGCUGUGGCACACAACAGCCAGACCUCCAGGAAGAGGAAAGGGAGCAGGGGUGGAGGGGAAGGUGGCGGGCCACAGAGUGUC
This is a messenger RNA of Melospiza georgiana, 1190 nucleotides long. It is a transcript of the gene BATF, whose product is annotated as basic leucine zipper ATF-like transcription factor. Lineage: Eukaryota; Metazoa; Chordata; Aves; Passeriformes; Passerellidae. Gene Ontology annotation, molecular function: RNA polymerase II cis-regulatory region sequence-specific DNA binding; DNA-binding transcription factor activity, RNA polymerase II-specific. The transcript is spliced from 4 exons. Gene Ontology annotation, biological process: regulation of transcription by RNA polymerase II. Bases 418 to 795 code for a protein of 125 amino acids. Gene Ontology annotation, cellular component: nucleus. The record is from RefSeq and is a predicted model, not a curated record.